Sphaeroforma arctica JP610 is the source of this 2471-nucleotide messenger RNA. RefSeq lists its product as hypothetical. Bases 177 to 2159 code for a protein of 660 amino acids. The record is from RefSeq and is a predicted model, not a curated record. The transcript has 5 exons. Gene Ontology annotation, molecular function: nucleic acid binding. Lineage: Eukaryota; Ichthyosporea; Ichthyophonida.
CAAUUUUUAAAUUUUAGUAAUGGUACAUAUUAUGUAAGGGUUCUAUUUCUUGUACAACAUGGCGAUGCUUGUUCAUUCAAACUCAGCCUGUAUAGUGUAUUGAGCGCUAUUAACUUGUGGACAUCCUAGAGGUGUUUGGAAAGCACUUCGUAUACAGCUUCCCCAGUCAAGGUGUAAUGAGUAGUGCCGCUGUUGUUGCCAUGGCGACCGUGCCAGGUCGCGAAGAUGCACUCAACACACCUAACACCGGAUGUCAGACCACGGAGUCGGUACCAGUGCAUACUGCUUUAACGCUGGCACAGAUGUAUCCUGUUAGUGUACGAAAGCCUAAAGCAGCAACUGCAUCGACGACAAAGCAGAAACAAUCGAAGGGCAACAAGAAAGUCAAUGUCGCCUCGCACGAUAAGGAAGGCCAGAAACUGACUGGAAAGCAGAGAAGAAAACUGAGAAUCGAGGCUAAGAGGAUGGAUCGGGCCGAUGCAAAGGGUUUCGACAUAGGGAGAAUAAAUUCGCAGAUCAUUGACUUCGUGGAGUCGAAGGGCGACCUCCACGCCUUCGAUCCUAUGGCGUCGUCUGCUCAAAAAUUGGUCUGUAAGCUGGCUAGAAUGUACCGGCUCGACGUGUCGAUUUGUGGGAGCAACAAGAAACGGAUUGUCAUGGUGCGAUAUACGACGCGUACAAGCCUUCCUGGUGACGACGGCCCAUUUGCGCAGAGAGAUAUCGAAGAACUGAUUGGUCGGCAUAUCACUGCCCCAUCACACGCCGAGGUGUGUCGCCGUCAGAAUGCAGACCUUGUCACCUCCCGACAGAAUCGCAAGGCUAAGGAGAAGUCGCGCAGAGCCAAGCGCAGCCAGGGCACACACAACGUUGCGCGCGAGGCGGGUGAAGGGGUGGCUACCAUACGCACAGGACUGUCGGCAUUCGUAUCCGGUGGUGUGCUCGGGCCUGACGGCGAAUACCGGGACCGAAACCGGGACAGCCAAGCGGAUAGUGGUACUGGGCUGGACGGCGAGUAUCGGGAUAGUGUUGGUGGUAGUGAUAGCAAUAGUGAUAGUGAUGAUGAUAGGGACAAUGACAGCGAAAGUGGCUCGAUAGGUAGUGGUAUAGGAAGCCUGGGUGCGGCAUCUAGCCGCACUGAUGAGGAAAUAAGCGGCGAUGAUGAGGAAAUAAGCGGCGAUGAUGAGGAAAUAAGCGGUAAUGAUGAGAAAAUAGGAGGCAAGGAUGAGGAAAUAAGAAAAGUGAGUGUGCGAAUGAGUGGUAGAAGGGGCAACGGAACAAAUGGGAGUAAGGGUGUGGGUGCGGAGGAGAUUUAUGGGAGGAUGAGCCCCAUGGCAUUAGGGGUUGUGGACACGGAAGGAGUUUCGAGCAGCUCAGAGGAAGAAGUAAAGAAUGCUGUGCGUUCUGAUAUUCACACAACUGGUGACGAAAUAAGUGAGACCAGUGAUAUUAUACGCAAGAAUGGUGACGGGAUAAGCGAGCCCAGUAAUGGAUUAAGCAAGACUGGUGACGGUAUAACGGACACCGACACCGACCGAAUAGCCGAGGAUGGUAUGGACAGGAUGAGGAGUCUUGGUGAACAUAUAUGCAGGUGUGACGAGAUCGAUACUCAGCUACACACCUACACCGCUGUAGGUGUAGCACACACGUGUAGAGAUGUAGAGACACGUAUUAGCAUCGAAGUAGAUACACAUACACAUAAACAUACACAUGCGCAUGUGGCCACCCGGAAAGCCAGGAGAGAGCAGCACCGCGGGGACCGUGCACGCACAGGCGUUUCGACCGCCGUCCAGGCACGUACAAACACGCCUAGUUUAGAUACCGAACUGCAUAUGAGUAUGUAUACAGCAGCCAUAGACACCCACACACACACCACACUCGUACGCACGAGCGUGAGAACUGCGCCUACAGAACCCCACAGCAGCGCCAGCUCAACGGCCGGAGACUCCAGUAUAAGCGCGAAGAGCGCGACACACGCGUCUGGGGUGGGCACGUUCGAGCAACACACGCGGGGCAUUGGAUCGAAGUUGAUGGGACGCAUGGGCUAUGUGAGUGGGGAGGGUCUAGGACCACGCCACACAGGCAUCCGCGUACCCAUACUAGCGGCCUUUAGGCCCAAAAAUAUAGGGCUGGGGGCCAAAUUGGUGAAGAAGUCGACGUGAAUGCGUCUCGUAGUGUCAGUUGGGGUUCUGUAUUUAAAUCAACCUUCCUGUGUAGUAACUGUUCCUUGGACGAUUUCAUACGUGAUAUGUAGCCACGACAUUUCGCUGUUUAAAAUACCGCCGCAGGUUAAGAUGUGGUCUGUGUUGGGAUGGGUGUAUAGGGGGUUCUUUUCAGUGUACUUUGCCUUAUUUUAGUAUUAAGCUGUGCUGUGAUAUGCGCAUUGUCAUCUAUUAUGAUAUUGUCCGGAACAUCAGCAGCUGCAUCCACCACACCCAAAGCACAUCCUGUUGCCAUUUAUAAUAGUUUUUGCC